Drosophila busckii is the source of this 2213-nucleotide messenger RNA. Its product is annotated as protein TAPT1 homolog. Bases 49 to 2046 code for a protein of 665 amino acids. Gene Ontology annotation, biological process: maintenance of protein localization in endoplasmic reticulum; positive regulation of cilium assembly. The record is from RefSeq and is a predicted model, not a curated record. The transcript is spliced from 3 exons. Gene Ontology annotation, cellular component: ciliary basal body; endoplasmic reticulum membrane. Lineage: Eukaryota; Metazoa; Arthropoda; Insecta; Diptera; Drosophilidae.
GUAUAAGAACUAUAAGAUAGCGCAGAAUAGAUAUAAAAAAUAUUUUAAAUGCUUAAUACACAUAAUAAAAGACAACUGCGAUUUCGCGGUGAUCUCAGUGCCAAUACCAGUCGCAUUGAGGAGGUACAUAAUGAAGAUUCUAUUAAACUACACAAAAGCAAAGCAAAACAGGCAACAGUGCAGGAUGACGUUGCCGUUGCAUCAACACCAACAACAACAUCAGCCACAGCGACAGCAACACAGCAGCGUCUACCAAAUACCGGCUCAGAGUCCAGUACGUUUUAUGAUUUCUUCAAAGUGGAGCUCACUCGUGGCUAUAUGCUGGAGCACGAUGAAGAGCGCUACUCGGCGCGCCGUCAAAAGAUCUACAGUUUUAUGCGCAUACCGCGCGAUCUGGAACGCUUUAUGGUCUACGGCAUAAUGCAGUGCGCCGAUUCCUUUCUAUAUAUACACACAUUUUUGCCGGUGCGCUUUGUGCUCGCUGUUUGGUCGCUGAUAACGCGCACAGUGGCACGCAUUUGUCGCUUGCGCAGCAGUGGACAACGCUUGCUUUCACCAGCAGAGAUCUGUGAUCUGCUCAAGGGUGCCAUUUGGAUAACAGUAACAUUGAUAAUGCUGCUGGUGGACACCAAUCGUGUUUAUCAUAUAAUCAAAUCGCAAUCUAUUAUUAAACUCUAUAUAUUUUAUAAUAUGCUGGAGGUGGGCGAUCGUCUGCUAUCCGCUUUUGGACAGGAUACCAUCGAUGCACUUUUUUGGACAGCAACAGAGCCAAAGAAUUCCAAGCGUGAACACUUUGGCGUGCUCACUCACGUACUCUUUACGCUUAUCUACGUGCUAUUGCACAGUGGGCUUAUAAUGUUUCAGGCCACCUGCCUUAAUGUUGCUGUCAACUCCAAGAACAAAGGCUUGCUCACUAUAAUGAUAUCCAACAACUUUGUCGAGCUCAAGGGUUCGGUGUUUAAAAAGUUUGACAAGAACAAUCUAUUCCAAUUGACCUGCAGCGAUGUGCGUGAACGCUUCCAUUUAUCCGUGCUGCUGUUUAUUGUUAUGAUACAGACCAUGAAGGAGUUUGACUGGUGCUUUACACAAUUCUGCGUCAUGUUGCCGGAUUGCUUUGCCGUGCUCUUCACCGAAAUACUCAUCGAUUGGGUGAAGCAUGCGUUUAUAACAAGAUUCAAUGAGCUGCCCGAAAGCAUCUAUCGCGAGUAUACAACAAGCCUGGCCUACGAUAUGACGCAGACUAGACAGAAGCAUGCAUUUUCGGAUCAUUCGGACUUGGUGGCGCGUCGCAUGGGCUUUAUACCAUUUCCGCUAGCGGUGGUGCUCAUCAAGGCAAUAUAUACAGCGGUAUCAUUUGAUAAUCUAGCUGCCUGGCUGCUGUUUCUGCUGGCCUAUCUCUUUGCCUUGGGCUUGCGCAUUUGCUUGACCAUCUGUGCCUUGGGCAAGGCGUGUAAGCUAAUGAAGGAGCAUCAAACGGAGCGCAACAGCUCAACGCCCAGCAGCAUGACCAAUAUGCCUUUCUCAAGCAACACAACUGCAACCACACAUUUGAACAACAACAACAAUAACAUAAAUAGCAGCAAUCUUGCGGCUGCUGCCAAAACCACAAUUGCCUCGCCUUUGGAGCAAAGUCUAAACUUUUCCAGAGCCACAUCCACGUCAACGCCUAAGAAAGCCGCAAGCGAGCAAGAGCUGGAUGUCACAAAAUCUUUAGAACUCGGCGCCACGGCGCUAUUUUCCAACAGCGAUGUCGAUCUCGAUGAUGUGUGCCUUAAUGAGCAAGUGACCAAUGUAAAUGCAACUUCCAAUGCACAAGAUAUGUAUCAGGAUGAGGAGCUGGCACGCAGCGAACCGGAUUUGCUGCAGCUGAGCGAGGCAGGCAACUCUGCUGGCGGCGGCGAACUCAGCGCCAAGGCAUUGCAGGAGCGCUACAAGAGCGGUGGACUGCCCAAGCGCACGCAUAAACGUUCCGAAUCAGAGCCUUUCAUUGGCACACAGAGUCUGAGUGAUAAGCCCAUGGGCGCUGGCAGUGGCAAUGGCACGUAGUCGCAGCUGCAACUUGGUCUAAAUAUAACUUUCAUUUGCGUCCAGUGGCAUUAGAAGCUCUCCGCUUAGUUUGCAUGGCAUGGAAAAUGGUUUUGUAUUUAUUUAUGUAAUUGUAGUUUUUGUGACGUUGAUUUCACACACAUACUGUAAACGAAUGAAUUUAAAUA